ACCUCAGAACGUGGUCGGCUCCACGCAGCAGCGAAUUAGCUGCCUUGCAUACUAGAAGGUCCGACCGGUCAGAGCCGCGGCGAAGGUGCUCAGGGGCUGCUUUCUCCCUCUCUCUUUGGCUCUCGCGCGUGUCCUCCCUGAGGGCCAGGAGGAACCUCGGCAGCGGCGCGCUCAGCGGGGGGCGGUCACGCGCACGCACGCUGUUGCGCACGCUCGUUCCUUCAGAACCCGGAAGUGCGAGGGGGAGGACAGCCACGUGGGUUGAGCUGCGGCGCAGCUCGCAUGGGGGAGUCUAUCCCGCUGGCCGCCCCGGUCCCCGUGGAACAGGCGGUGUUGGAGACGUUCUUCUCUCACCUGGGUAUCUUCUCUUACGACAAGGCCAAGGACAAUGUGGAGAAGGAACGAGAGGCCAACAAGAGCGCGGGGGGCAGCUGGCUGUCGCUGCUGGCGGCCUUGGCGCACCUGGCCGCGGCCGAGAAGGUCUAUCACAGCCUCACCUACCUGGGGCAGAAACUAGGGGGCCAGUCUUUCUUCAGUCGGAAGGAUUCCAUCCGCACCAUCUAUACUUCCCUGCAUAAUGAGCUGAAGAAGGUGGUGACUGGCCGUGGGGCCCUAGGGGGGACUGUGCCUCACUUGGAAGAACUCCUAUCCCAUCUGUCAGAGCAGCUCUGCUUCUUCGUUCAGGCUCGGAUGGAAAUUGCAGACUUCUAUGAGAAGAUGUACAUGCUUAGCACGCAGAAAUUCAUCAAUGCCGAAGAGCUUGUUGGCCUUUUGGAUACCAUCCUCAAGAAAUACAGCUCCAGGUUUCAUCACCCAAUCCUCAGUCCUUUGGAGAGCAGUUUCCAGCUGGAAGUUGAUGUCCUGAGCCAUCUUCUGAAGGCCCAGGCCCAGGUCUCAGAGUGGAAGUUCCUCCCAUCUCUGGUUAACUUGCACAGUGCUCACACUAAGCUACAGACUUGGGGCCAGAUCUUUGAAAAGCAGCGGGAGACCAAGAAACAUCUGUUUGGAGGACAGUCUCAGAAGGCUGUUCAGCCCCCACACCUUUUCCUUUGGCUGAUGAAACUCAAAAACAUGCUACUGGCCAAGUUUAGCUUUUACUUUCAUGAGGCACUGAGCCGACAGACAACAGCUUCAGAAAUGAAAGCCUUGACUGCAAAGGCUAACCCAGACCUUUUUGGAAAGAUUUGCAGCUUCAUCAGGAAAUAUGAUGCUGCCAAUGUGUCCUUAAUUUUUGAUAACCGAGGUUCAGAGAGCUUUCAGGGUCAUGGCUAUCACCACCCCCAUUCCUACAGAGAGGCCCCUAAGGGUGUGGACCAGUAUCCAGCCGUGGUGUCUCUGCCCAGCGACAGACCGGUCAUGCAUUGGCCCAAUGUCAUCAUGAUCAUGACAGACCGGACAACAGACUUGAACAGCUUGGAGAAAGUGGUUCACUUCUAUGAUGACAAAGUUCAGAGUACUUACUUCCUAACCCGCCCAGAACCUCACUUUACCAUUGUUGUCAUUUUUGAGUCAAAGAAAUCUGAACGAGACUCCCACUUUAUUUCCUUCCUCAAUGAACUCUCACUUGCCCUUAAGAACCCCAAAGUUUUUGCAAGUCUGAAACCUGGAUCCAAAGGUUAGCUAGUGAUUUGCAUGAAAGAUUUUCAAGACUGCAAAUUGUGUUCUUAAUUGCUCUGAUGAUCUGUCGUGGUCUGUGACUAGAAUUUACAUCCAUUCAUACUUCUUUCAGAGUAAAAUUAAAGACAACUCCUCCCUGUGUUGCACACUUUGUAAGCAAUUAAGGCCAAUUGAAUUAAGUAUCCAAAGAGUAAUCUGGGAAGUGAUCAUGGGCUACCAUGUAUCUUCAUGGUGCAGCAGAGUAAUUCUGGUAUUUUCUCCUGUAUUUUUCCUUUAUUUCAUGUAUACCGAACAUUUAUUGGUCUUUGGUUUUUCUUUCCAGAUAUUUUAUUAUUCUAAAUAUUGAGUUCUAAUGCACUUCCAAACACCCUCUCUUUUCUUCGUUCUUGGAAGAGUAAACUGGGAUAAGAUAUUAAAUGGGUAUGUUUUCUUUCUCAUGAAUUAGCCAGUUAACAUGGAGUUAUUUGUUUUAUAAUUCUGAUAUACAAAUUAAUUUUUUAAUGUCAAAAUUAGGAUCUUGGUAAGAAAUUUCUGCCAUUGAAGUUAAAGGUGAAUCAGUGGUAGUGUAAUGUUAGGUUUUAACAGUUCAGAUGACCCUCAUGGCACCUGUAAUGGCCAUCGGUCCUUUUAGGGUGAUCUUUAUGCCUAACUACAUUUGUUUUUAUCUUUUUAAAGUUUGAAUUUUUCACCAUUUAAAAGUCAGCAUAAGCCAUCAUGUGGGGUUUCUUCCUCCUUCUGUGUACUAUCUCCUUGACUCUGUCACUUUUUUGCUGAAAUCUGUGUUCAUCUUUGGCUCCACUCCUUGGUUAUUUUUAGGCUCAGAAAGCAUCACUGUUGGUUUUUCAGCCACUUUUAGUUUCUCAUACAAUGUAGCCUGCUUUUUUAAAAUCAAAAUGAAUUGAUUUUGCUAAAAAUCAAUUAUGCUUUCAGAAGACCUCUUCAUAGUUGAGUAAUCAGCUCAGUACUUAGUACACCUGAACUUGGGUUUCAUGCCUGCCUCCUGCAAAUUAUGUUCAGUAGCAGUGCUACAUCUUAGAACUUUCUUAGUUUCUUUCUUAAAACUUUCAUUUUUCCUUUAGUAGGUGUUCAUGGGGAAGUAGGUGGAACAGUGAAGGCAUAAUGGACUGUGAAGACCUUCAUUUCUGUUACUAAUUCAGAGUAAAAAGAAACAGCAAAGAAUAACUGAAUUGUUACUACUUGGUAAUUCUUUCAAAGUUUGUGUAAAAUGUAACAGCCAGAUGAGUCCUGUUUCUCAUGAUUCUGCAAACCCACUGUUGAACUGGUGUCCAUAGCAGCCACACCAGCAACAUCAGCAGAUCCAGGGAACCUCCGAGUCAGUGGGAGGACUGCCCACCUAGUCUGGACUGCUUGCUCAAAGAACACACCCGCUUACUUUCUGGGGAAAACGUGUUUUUAUUUCUCUCUCAUCAUAUGAUUUGUAAAAAGCCAGUUUGCUUUAAAUAGAAAGUAGUGAUUUAUCUUUACAUUUUAUUCACUCAGGUUCUAUAAAAAUAUGAACAGAUUUUACAACAUUGACCUUACUUAAAAAAUUGAAAACAGUUGGAACUAAAAAGUCAAAUCAUUUUUCUUCCCUUUUGUGCUUUGCCAAGGAACUGAAAAAUAUUCCUCAGUGUUUGUAUAUAUUUUUCCCCCUAGAUAAAACCACCAUUAGCCUUAAUGAUAGGAUCCCCUAUGUACCUAAAAGAAAGUGUGCUUCAGUGGAACACAGGGGGGUGUAAAUAAAACAUAUGCAACACUUAAACGGUCAAAGGUAUAAUACAUCUUUGAAUUGUGUAUUUUUUAAACAAAAAAAUUUACUAGGAACAGAAGGCAGAUGUAAAUACUAAAACUCUAAGACAACAUGAUUCAUAAAUUACUGUAACUAUCAUAGACUGAAGGAGUCUGAAGAUUAACUAUUGAUAUUCUAGUCAUUUCUUAAGCCCAUUUAAUAAAGUUUUCUUACUAAAAAACAUUUGGUUCAAGUGAAGAAGCAGUCAUUUUUACUCUCAGGUUUAUUCUGUAAGUACAGUAAGAAGAUGAUCUCUAACACCUGUGUUUUUCUAAUUGAAAGAGUAAAUCUGCACAUUCCCUGUAGACUGCCUACUUUGAAAUUCAUUUCUAAAACCACAACCUUAUAGAUUUUCUGAGUAGCUGGGAGCAUGAUCAGCGCCUAGUCUGCCAGAGGAGUCCCUCAGGAAGUGUUUCUUUUGAGGCUGCUCUUUGGACAUGGGGUGAAUGUUUACAGCUUUGUCCUCUCUGGGUCCAACCUGGUAUCUGAUAUGUCAUUUUGGGGAAUGUGAAAAAAAAAAAAAAAAAAAAAAAAGAAAAAGGAAAAGCUUGCUUUCUAA
Sciurus carolinensis (gray squirrel) is the source of this 3965-nucleotide messenger RNA. It is a transcript of the gene Kics2, whose product is annotated as KICSTOR subunit 2. The record is from RefSeq and is a predicted model, not a curated record. Bases 283 to 1620 code for a protein of 445 amino acids. Gene Ontology annotation, cellular component: KICSTOR complex. Gene Ontology annotation, biological process: cellular response to amino acid starvation; protein localization to lysosome; negative regulation of TORC1 signaling. NCBI's taxonomy places the organism in Eukaryota, Metazoa, Chordata, Mammalia, Rodentia, Sciuridae. The transcript has 3 exons.